Apus apus (common swift) is the source of this 2472-nucleotide messenger RNA. RefSeq names its product urocanate hydratase 1 (gene UROC1). Gene Ontology annotation, biological process: L-histidine catabolic process. The record is from RefSeq and is a predicted model, not a curated record. NCBI's taxonomy places the organism in Eukaryota, Metazoa, Chordata, Aves, Apodiformes, Apodidae. The transcript has 20 exons. Bases 144 to 2174 code for a protein of 676 amino acids. Gene Ontology annotation, molecular function: urocanate hydratase activity.
GCAAAAGCCAGAGGACAGGCUGUCCUCUUCAGAUCACCCCGCAGUGGUGGUACAUCUCAAUAGCCUGUCUACACUCUUCAUUCCCUGUUUCUUGUACCUCUCCAGUUUGUCUCGCCUUUCCUCCUUGUAUUUCUUCAGCAGCUAUGACCAGCCUGAAGGAAAUCUGUCGUGGCCUUCCUCUGUACCCUUUGCCUGAAAAUAGGGGUCGGAGGAAAGGAAUACCCCACGCGCCUGUGAGAACCCCUAAUCUCACUGCUCAGGAGAAAAAGCUGGCUUUGCGCAAUGCCUUGAGGUACUUCCCACCUGACAUACAAAAGAAGCUGGCACUGGAAUUUGCUGAAGAGCUCAGGCUGUAUGGCCAUAUCUACAUGUACAGGUUCUUUCCUGCCAUUGAGAUGAGAGCAUACCCCAUAGGAGACUAUCCUUGCAAGACCAAAUCAGCAGCUGCCAUUAUGUUGAUGAUCAUGAAUAAUCUGGAUCCCUCAGUGGCCCAGUUUCCUCAGGAGCUUGUCACUUAUGGAGGGAAUGGGCAGGUCUUCAGCAACUGGGCACAGUUCUGGUUAGUGAUGCACUAUUUAUCAGAGAUGACUGAAGAGCAAACUCUGGUGAUGUACAGUGGACAUCCUCUGGGACUCUUUCCCAGCCAUCGAUACGCUCCUCGAUUAAUCAUUACUAACGGCAUGGUUAUUCCCAACUAUUCCACCAGAGAUGAAUAUGAGAAGAUGUUUGCUUUAGGAGUAACAAUGUAUGGUCAGAUGACUGCAGGGAGCUACUGCUACAUUGGGCCUCAGGGAAUAGUCCAUGGGACUGUGCUCACAGUGCUCAAUGCAGGCCGUCGUUACUUGAAGGCAGAAGACCUGUCUGGAAAGGUGUUUGUUACUUCUGGUCUAGGAGGGAUGAGUGGGGCUCAAGCAAAGGCUGCAGUCAUUGCUGGAUGUGUGGGCAUCAUUGCAGAGGUUGAUGAAGCAGCACUUUUGAAACGUCACAAGCAGGGCUGGCUGAUGGAAAUCUCUAACAACCUGGACCAUUGCAUUGCUCGCCUUAGAGAAGCAAGAAAGAAUAAAAUUGCCCUUAGUUUGGGUUAUCAUGGGAAUGUGGUAGAUCUGUGGGAGAGACUAGUCCAUGAGCUGGACACAACAGGAGAGCUGCUGGUUGAUUUGGGGUCUGACCAAACUUCGUGUCAUAACCCAUUCAGUGGGGGAUACUACCCAGUACAACUGGGCUUUGAGGAAGCAAAGCAGCUCCUUUCCACCAAUCCAGGGAAGUUCCGGACCCUGGUACAAGAGAGUCUGAAGAGACAAGUGGCUGCAAUUAACAGACUAGCUGAUAAGGGCAUGUUUUUUUGGGAUUAUGGGAAUGCUUUUCUCUUGGAAGCUCAAAGGGCUGGUGCUGAUGUUGAGAAAAAAGGAGCCAAUAAAACAGAGUUUCGAUAUCCUUCCUAUGUUCAGCACAUCAUGGGGGACAUUUUUUCCCUGGGAUUUGGGCCAUUCCGCUGGGUUUGUACCUCAGGUGACCCACAGGAUCUUGCUACCACUGACUCCAUUGCCAUGUCUGUGCUGGAAGACACUAUACAUCAGGGAGUGAGCACAUCUGUGAAGCAGCAGUACCAUGACAACAUCCGCUGGAUUCGGGAAGCUGGCAGGCACAGCCUGGUUGUUGGCUCCCAGGCCAGAAUCUUAUAUUCUGAUCAGAGGGGUCGUGUGUCUAUAGCUGUGGCCAUUAAUCGAGCAAUUUCUGAAGGAAGGAUUAAGGCCCCAGUUGUCCUCAGCAGAGACCACCAUGAUGUGAGUGGGACUGACAGUCCUUACAGAGAAACGUCAAAUGUUUAUGAUGGAUCAGCCUUUUGUGCAGACAUGGCAGUGCAAAACUUUGUAGGAGAUGCCUUCAGAGGAGCCACCUGGGUUGCACUGCACAACGGUGGUGGAGUUGGCUGGGGUGAAGUGAUCAAUGGGGGAUUUGGCCUUGUUUUGGAUGGGUCUAAAGAGGCUGAAGAACGGGCGAAGAUGAUGCUCAGCUGGGAUGUUUCCAAUGGAGUCGCCAGACGCUGCUGGUCGGGUAAUGACUAUGCUUAUGAAACAAUCUGCCAAGCAAUGAAAGAGAAUGCCACCCUGAAGGUGACUCUGCCUCACAAGGUGGUGGAUGAGAACAUAUUGGAGCAAGCCCUGAAACAUUAGUGGUAUUCCAAAUGCAAUAUUGUCCUUGCGGAGCUAUUUGAAGUUCCUUUCUUUAUCCUAAUUUUGCUCUCUGGCCAAAUGAUAAAGCCUUGCAAAUGUCUCUUCCAUGUGAGUUCUUUUUUUUUCAUCGUUAACUUGCUCAUGGGGAAAGUCUGUGUCUAUGUCACGUCCACUGAUGUCAGGAACAGUCUUUUCACUAGCAUAUUUGGAACAAUCUUUGGGGUAAGAAACUAUUCAUUGCAAGGAAAGGGACUGGAAUUUUUUGUUCAUGAAAAGUCAAAUAAAAAAAAGUAAUCCA